Aphidius gifuensis is the source of this 3096-nucleotide messenger RNA. RefSeq lists its product as uncharacterized. The record is from RefSeq and is a predicted model, not a curated record. The transcript is spliced from 3 exons. The coding region runs from base 261 to 2369 and encodes 702 amino acids. Lineage: Eukaryota; Metazoa; Arthropoda; Insecta; Hymenoptera; Braconidae. Gene Ontology annotation, cellular component: membrane.
UCAUUGUGAUACAGGACGCAAUGAUUAUCAAACACAGCUAUACAUAUUGUCUGAUUAAAUGAAAUAAAAAGUAACGACAUCCGUUGAAAGACCUUAAUUUAUCCUUUCCUUUUCACACACACACUCACUAGAUUUUAAAUUAAAUAAUUAUUUUUAUAUUUUACAGAAAGAUGUUGUCAUUUCAAGAAUAAUAAAAAAUUCACCAUCAUAAUAAUUAAUUAAAACUCAUCAACAAUAUACAAAUAAAUAAACAAACAAAAAUGUCAAUGGCAUCAAUCGAAACAAUGGGUUCCAUCAAGGAUGAACCAGAAGAAAAAUUCAUCAACAGAAAUUUAAUAUCAUUAAAAUUUCUUUUGUUUUUAUUUUUUGGUGGUAUUGGUUGUAUUUAUCCAUUUUUACCACUUCACAUGACAUCAGUUGGUCUUUCACUUGAUGAAAUACGCACAAUAUCAAUAAUCUCACCACUUGUCUCAAUCAUUGGACCUCUUCUAGCAUCAACAAUUGCUGAUAAAUUAGCAAGCUACAAAUAUAACAAAUCAAAAUCAUCAACUGGACGUUAUUUACGUAUUAUGAUUGGCAUAACUUGUCUAUUAUCUGGUCUAUCUUAUUUUCUAUUAACACUUGUACCAGUUGUUGAAAGAAUUGAACUACCAAAAGAAUAUAAACCAACAUUAAAAUUUUCAUGUGAUAAUAAUGGUGCAAUGAUUUAUCAACAACGUAUAAAUAUAUUUUCAACAUGUUACAAUUGGACAAGUGACAGUAAAAUAUGCUCAGUAUUAUUAAAUAAUUGUCAAUAUAAAUGUCAUUCAAUUAGUAACAAUAAUAAUAAUAAAUUUUCAUCAUUAACAUCGUCAAAGUUUGAUAUUGAUGAUGAUGAAUUUGGUGUUGUACCAAUUGAAAAUGAAAUAAAACAAGAAGACAUUGAGUGGCGAACAAAAUCAACAGUAAAUAAUAAAUCAAAAAGAAGUAAUUUAAAUGAUAAUUAUGAACCACCACAUUUGUGUUUUACAAAUAAUGAUAAUACACAUUGUCAAGUAUACACAAUUGAUUCUGGUAAUAUUAAUAUUAAUGCAACAUUUAAACAAGCAAUUAAUACAAAAUAUAAAAAUGAAAUGUGUAAAUAUCCAAUUGAUGAAAAUAUACAUUGUCGUAUACCAGAAUUAUUAAAAAAUAGUAAAAAAAAAUUAAAUCAAACAUGUAAAAUUGAAUGUGAUAUGUUUGAUCCAUUUAUUGAGCCAAAUAAUUAUUGGCUUAAGGAAAAUCAAUGUCAUCAAAUUGCUGGUGAUCCAAUAAUGACAUUUUGGAUGUAUGCAAUAAUACGUACAAUAUCUGAUAUAUUUCCAAUGACAAUAAUAACAUUACUUGAUUCAGCUGUUGUCAUUGCAACACGUGAAACAUCAUGUGGUCGUGGUGACAUUGGUAGACAAUUUGUAUUUGGUACAAUUGGUUUUUCACUGUUUGGAAGUUUAUCUGGUUACUUGAAUCUCAUAUUGCCAACAUCAUAUGAUACAAAUUAUUUAAUACCAAUAAUAAUGCAUAGUUUAUUGAUGAUUAUAGCAUCAAUUGUUGCAUUAACAUCAAAUAACAUGCCACUAAGUCCACCAGAAUGGUGGUGGCAUACAACAUCUGGUAUGCUUGCUGUACCAAUGAGUGCUGUUAAACGUUAUGGUACUGAAACAUUUGCUCUAUUUAUUAUCCUCAUAAUACUUGGUACAUUUUGGAGUACAAUGGACACAUAUUUACCAAUUUAUUUAUCCUAUAUUGAUGAUAGCUCAUUGACUAUUGGUGUUGUAUUGACAAUUGGUACUUUACCAUGUUUAUUAUUUCUAUGGAAAUCUGAAAAUUUUGUUGAUUAUAUUGGACACAGUAAUUUAUUUAUCAUUGCAUUUACAAUGUAUAUUAUACGUUUUACUGGUUUGAGUAUAUUAAAUGAUCCUUGGUUGAUUAUUAUUACUGAAUUAUUUGAACUUUUUACACUUGGUAUCAUGUGGAUAACAUCAAUAUUGUAUUUACGACAUCUUAUACCAAGACAAUUUACUGUAACAGCACAAGCAAUACCAGUUGUUGCACAUUUUUGUAUUGGAAGAUCAAUUGGUGCAUUUAUUGGAGGAUACUUGAAAAAUUCAAACUAUGAUGAUGUUGAUAAUGCUAAAUUUGUUUAUCAAAUUAUGGCUAUUGCUGCUGCUAUUAUUGCUUGUAUUUAUUUUGUUAUUUAUCAUUGUUUUCUUAAGCCAAAAUGUCAUGCACAAAAUAUUACACAUUCAAGAACAACACCGUCAAUUAUACAAGGUACAAAUGGAAAUGGCAGCUAUACACCAUUGAGAGUAUAUCACAAUGGAAUGGGAAAAAAAGGACAAUUUAGAUAUUAAAAAUAAAAAAUUAAACUAUUUUUUUGUUGUGGAAAAAAAAUUUCUAAUUUUUUCGUUGAUUAGAAAUAAUUAAUUUAACAUUAAAUAAUAUUUUUUUUUUAUACAUCAAUUACUACAAAAUGUCAAUAUAAGAAAAAAGAAAAAAAAAAAAAAAAAACAAAUCCAUUAUAUAUUUUUUAUUUAUUUAUUAAUUACGAUAUUUAUGUUUUUUUUUUGUGUUUUUUUUUUAAAUAAAAAUUUCUAAAAAACUAUUUAUUUAAUUCUAUGUUUUAUUUUUUCUUAAAUUUUAAUUUAUUCAACUCACAAUUUAAUUUAAUUAAUUGAAAUUAUUUAUAAUAACAAAAUCAAGUUUUUAUGAAAAAUUAUGACAACGAUAUUUAUUAGCUUUGUUAUCGAUACUUUUUUUUUUUUUUUAUUUUUAAUCAUUAGUACUCUACUUUAUUAGAAAAAAAAAAAAAAAACAAAAAAAAAAAGAUAAUAAUUCAAAGAGUUUUAUAAAAAAAUAGGCAAAUAUUUACAAAAGUAUUUUUAUCAUUUGAAAAAUAAUAAAAGAUGAUUAUUAUCAUAUAAAAGUGAACAAAAAAAAGCAAAAAAAAGUGAGGUAUUUUGUCUGAUAUGACACUGUUGUUAAAAAUAUGAAAACAAAAAAUAAAUGUAAUACCGAAAAAAUAAAAAACAAAUAGUUGUAAUAUUGAUGAGAAAAAAAAAGAAGAAAGAGCUAGAUGUA